Phanerochaete carnosa HHB-10118-sp is the source of this 1306-nucleotide messenger RNA. RefSeq lists its product as uncharacterized. The transcript has 3 exons. Gene Ontology annotation, molecular function: glutamic-type endopeptidase activity. NCBI's taxonomy places the organism in Eukaryota, Fungi, Basidiomycota, Agaricomycetes, Polyporales, Phanerochaetaceae. Gene Ontology annotation, biological process: proteolysis. The record is from RefSeq and is a predicted model, not a curated record. Bases 548 to 1306 code for a protein of 252 amino acids.
GCCAACAUAGUGUCUCUGCAGGCUACCCCCGCGACGUCGCCAUAUUGUUUACAGCUAUAAAGAACUAUCAUAAUCCCAGGGGGUGCAGGGAACGUGAACAUAAAGACGAAGGCGCGCCCGAUUUCAUUUGUAGGUAUCGAGUUUGUUUAUACGUGUUUGGCACAAACGCCAGCCUGUUUUCCCAUUUUGGCCGCAAGAAAAAACCGCGCACAAUCCCGUCUGAAACAUCGCUUCAGGACCCGAAACCGCACCUCUUUAAGCUGUCCUCCAACAUCUAAAUCGCCAUCAAAGUCAGUCUAAAGCAAAACUUUUAAAACCCUGAUUUGCGACAUUUCGAAUCGUGACGGCUGUGACUGUAAUGAGACUCGCGAAGCUCUGUGCAUGGUGAUACACCCCAGGAUCGUCAUGGCGCACAGGUACUUGCUGAACAGGCACAGUCCUCUGACGUGUAUAAGCCCGCCUGACCGCCAAUUCAAACCACAGAUUCCGCGCCUCUCUCGGUUCGACAGCCUCACGGUUCUUUUGGCUCUACAUCGCUCACAUCGCCAUGUACUUCAAGUUUCUCCUCCCUCUUGUCUUAGCUCUCGCUGCUACGACUGCUGUCUCAUUGCCGUCCCCCCAGGGACGUAAUGAGGCCCGCAUUGCCCGUCGUGUCGGCGGUGCGCCCAGGUCGCUCCUUAAGAUGGGCGACGAGCAGAACAGCACAGUCUUUGCUGGCGCCGUCAUCAAUGAGCCUCCAGGCACGUUCAUGAGUGUCUCGGCCUCGUUCAAAGUUCCGGCGCCUUAUGUGCCCGAGGGCGCAGACCCGAGUGGCAACUACUCCGCAGCCAUCGUGAUCGGCAUUGACGGCGACACCUGCCUGAAUGCUUUCCUCCAGGCUGGUGUCGAGAUCUCCAUCGAUGACGGUCAACAGUCCAUCACUGCCUUGGCCGAGUUUGUCCCUGCCGGCCCCGUCGCUUUCUCGGGCAUCUGCGUCACAGCGGGCGACGUCCUCACGGUAAACGUCACCGCGACGAACGCGACGUCGGGCACGGUGGUCAUCAUCAACCAGAGCACGGGCGAGUCCGGCUACAUGAUCCUCACCUCUGACGUUCCUCUGUGCCAGCAGGACGCAGGGUGGCUCGUAGCAGAUCUCGGGGUUUCCCUCCCCGACUUUGGCACGGUCAUCUUUACCGAUACGCUUGCCGAGACCCUCUCAGGCCCUGUCGACGCCUCUCACGCGAACAUUAGCGACAUCGUACAGAACAGCACUUUUAUUACCUCCGUCUCAAGCUUGCCCCCGAACGUCUCGGUCACCUUCAUAUAA